CUUCGCUCUCGCUGUGGGAUUAUGAAGGCCUUCCACACCGCCAUCACGCGCCGCCUCUCCGUCGCGCCGCGGCGCGCCGUGGACCCCACGAAUACGGAGUCCUCGCUGGCGGCCUUCGGGAGCGGCGCCCUGCUCGCGCGCGCGUCGCUCAUGUCGGCCCUGCGCCUGCCGGGCUUCGUGCCCUGCGCCAAGUUCGCGCUGGCCUUCGGCGCGAACGGCGCGCGGAGCGCGAACCCGGCCUACAACCUCGCGGGCCGCGGCGUCCUCGCCGUGGCCCAGCGGCUCGUCGAGGGCACCUUCGUCGCCGGCGAGUCGCUCGACGACGCGCUGCGACUGGCCGAGCGGCUCGAGGCGGAGCGCGGCGUCGGCGUGCUCAUCGACCACAGCGUCGAGGACGCCGUCGACCUCGGCGCGAACCGCGCGCGCAAGGCCCGACUCGUCGACGCCGUGCCGGCGGGCGCCAUGGUGCCUCUCAAGGCGACGGCGCUCGCGGACGUGGCCAUGCUCGAGGAGCUCUCGGAUCUCGUCGCCCGGGCCGACGACCCGGACGCCGCGCGCCUCGACGGCGCCCUCGCGGACCGGCUGGACUCGUCGCACGCCUACGCCGAGGCCGUCGACUGCCUCGCGGCCCUGGGCGAGGCCGCGGGGCGCCGCGGCGUCGCGCUGCUCCUCGACGCGGAGCGGACGCCGAUCCAGCCCGCCGUGGACCACGUCGCCCUCGCGGUGCUGCGGCGCUUCGCCGGCGCCCCGAGGCCCGCGCUCUACAACACGUACCAGUGCUACCUCGCGGGCAGCGGCCGGCGGCUCCGCCUGGACGAGGCCGCGUGCGCCGCGGCCGGCGCGCCGUUCGGCGCCAAGGUCGUCCGCGGCGCGUACCUCGCGGACGAGCGGCCCACGGGCAAGGUGCGCGAGUCCAAGGCGGCGACGGACGCGGCCUACGACGCCGCCCUGGCCUCGAUGCUCGGCGCCGCGGCCGCCGGGCGGCCCGCGUUUCUCGUCGCCGCGACGCACAACCCGGACUCGGCCGCCAAGGCCGUCGACGCGCUCGACGAGCUGGGCCUGCGCCGCGACGACGAGCGCGUCGCCUUCGCGCAAAUCCUGGGCAUCGACGUUGAAUCACCCUUUUGCUGCCCAGGCUGCCGCGCGCGCAAGCUCGUGCUCUACGGCGCGUUCGACGACGUCGCGCCCUGGAUCGCCCGGCGCCUCGACGAGAACAAGGACGCCCUCGGCGCGCCCAUCGCCGAGAACGCGCUGCUCUGGCGCGAGCUCCGGCGGCGCGCGUUCGGAAGAACGGCGGCGGCCUCGCCCGCGGAUCUCGCGCCCUAACACGAGUGAGCAUUC
This is a messenger RNA of Aureococcus anophagefferens, 1341 nucleotides long. RefSeq lists its product as hypothetical. Gene Ontology annotation, cellular component: mitochondrion. The transcript has 2 exons. Gene Ontology annotation, molecular function: proline dehydrogenase activity; FAD binding. NCBI's taxonomy places the organism in Eukaryota, Pelagophyceae, Pelagomonadales, Pelagomonadaceae. The record is from RefSeq and is a predicted model, not a curated record. Bases 22 to 1326 code for a protein of 434 amino acids.